Hansenula ciferrii is the source of this 2838-nucleotide messenger RNA. RefSeq names its product 1-phosphatidylinositol 4-kinase (gene PIK1). The record is from RefSeq and is a predicted model, not a curated record. NCBI's taxonomy places the organism in Eukaryota, Fungi, Ascomycota, Saccharomycetes, Phaffomycetales, Wickerhamomycetaceae. The transcript has a single exon. Gene Ontology annotation, cellular component: membrane; cytoplasm. Bases 1 to 2838 code for a protein of 945 amino acids. Gene Ontology annotation, molecular function: 1-phosphatidylinositol 4-kinase activity. Gene Ontology annotation, biological process: phosphatidylinositol phosphate biosynthetic process; phosphatidylinositol-mediated signaling.
AUGGAUCAAAGCGGGAACGCAUUACUUCUAAGAUUCAUUGAGUCUCAGCAGUUUGGUUUGUUUACAUGUAUUGCUUAUUUAACUAGGUAUGCAUCAAAUAUUGGGAUUCAUCAUCACCUUUGUCAAAAACUUAGAACUUAUAAAAUUGAAGAUCUUUCAUUCUUCAUACCUCAAUUAUGUCAAAUAUUGGUAACAGUGGAGACUGAAUCAAUGGCUUUGGAAGAUUUACUUUUAGAUAUGAGUACACAACAUCCGCAUUUUACAUUACUAACGUUUUGGUAUUUACAAGCUCAUUUAACUGAUUUAUCAGAUGAUCCAAACUCACAUAGCUUCCAAAGUGCAAGAAGAUUAUUAAACAAUUUACAAUAUAUCCUUUUCAAUAUUGGAUCACCUCCUUCAAAAAAAGUUAGAGAAAAUGUUGCACCAAGUGUGGUUUUAACUUCUGCAAUUGCGGCUAGUAUGGGUUUACCUCAAUUAGGUCAAUUCAUUGGACCUGUUGCUCAAAGUCAAGGAAGAAAGCAAAAAUCAUUUGUUUUUGAAUUGGUUAAGAACUUCAAGAAUAAAUUAACUGAUAAUUUGACAAUGAAGAAUACAUUAACAAAUUCAUCAAGAGUUUCAUCUUCUGGAGGUGUUGCAUAUGAUACAAUUCGUAAAUCAUCCAUUGAUGAAAGUUAUAAAAAGGAACAACCAAGUGAGAAACGUAAAGAGGAACUGAAUUAUGAUUUUGCAUCAAUUGAUUCUUAUACUGAAAAUGUUGUUGCUAAAGACAAGAGACAUAAACUUACAAAAGAAUUACUCAGAACAAAUUCUGCAUUUUAUGAACAAGGUAAUGAUUUAUCAACUGCAUCUUCACCAACAUUUGGUAAUAAUUUUGAUAAUUCUCAUAACUCUGCUUCAAUGCCUGAAUUACAACGUUCAAAUACUGGACCAUCUUCACCACAGGGUUCAAUCGCAUCAACACCUGAUAAAUUUUCAAAACGUGGUCGUCAAUCAAGUAGAGGAUCUCAUCAUGGUGCCAAUAUAAGAAAUAUUUCACCUGCAUUAAUGACAACGCCUGCUAAAAUUAAGCUUUUGAAAUCAAACUAUUUUAGAUGUGAAACACAAUUUGCUAUUGCAUUACAAUCAAUCUCUGUGAGAUUAAGUCAGGUUCCUCAAGAAGCUCGUCUUUCAUCACUACGUGCAGAAUUAUCUCUAUUGAAUAGAGAUUUACCAGCUGAAGUUGAUAUUCCCACAUUAUUACCACCAAAUAGAAGAGGUAAAUUACACAAAAUUGUUCAUAUUACUGCUAAUGAAGCUGCAGUGUUGAAUUCUGCUGAAAGAGUCCCAUUCUUGUUAUUGAUUGAAUACUUAAGUGAUGAAUUAGAUUUUGAUCCUUCAACAAACGAAAAUGAUAAAUUAUUACAUGAAAAACCAAAUAAUUCAUAUAUCUUCGAUUUAGGUAUUCAAACUUCAUCAGCUCAAGUAUCACCUCCACCAACUACUUAUUAUGAUGAAAAACCAAAAGAAACUGAUUUAGGAGAUUUAUCAGUUGUUAAAUUAUCUAAUAAAAAUGGUAAUGAAACCUUCCAAAAUGAUAUGCUUGUUGCAUCAGCUACUAAUAUUCCAAUCAUCAAUCAAGAAGAAGAACGGGCAUCUGAUUUAAAUUUCCAAUCAAACUAUCAUUUUAAUGUUUCUGAUAAUGUUGAUACUUCAGACUUAGCUACACAAAUGAGAAUUGCAGCUGUCAUGUUAUCACAAUUAGAUGGUGCUACCAGUACAUUACCCGUUGAUCAAUCAACAGCAAUCAAAGCUAGAAUUAUUUCAUCUAUGCAAUCAUUACAAGAUCAUUUCGGAUAUAAAGAUCUAGAGGCUAUUCAUGGUGCUGCUGGUGAACGUAAAUUGGAGAAUGAUUUGAAAUUAGGUGGUGUUUCAGCUAAAAACUCCAAGGCAUAUUUGGGUGAAGAUUGGCAAACCAAAAAGGAAAGAAUACGUAAGAAUAGUAUGUAUGGACAUUUGGAUAAUUGGGAAUUAUGCUCAGUUAUUGCCAAAACUGGUGAUGAUUUAAGACAAGAAGCUUUUGCAUCUCAAGUUAUUCAAGCAAUGGCAUCUAUAUGGAAAAAUUCAAAUUGUCCAGUAUGGGUGAAACGUAUGAGAAUUUUAAUCACAAGUGCCAAUACUGGGCUUGUUGAAACAAUUACCAAUGCUUUAUCAGUUCAUUCUAUUAAAAAAGCUUUAACAAAAUUAUCUAUUGAAGAUGGUGAAAAUGUUAAAGGAACAAUUUCUACAUUAACUGAACAUUUUGAACGUUCUUUUGGUGAUCCAAAAUCUGCAAAAUAUAAAAGAGCCCAAGAAGCAUUCGCAAGCAGUCUUGCAGCUUACUCUGUGAUUUGUUAUCUUUUACAAAUUAAAGAUCGUCAUAAUGGUAACAUCAUGUUGGAUAAUGAAGGUCACAUUAUACAUAUUGAUUUUGGUUUCCUUUUAUCAAAUUCACCAGGUUCUGUUGGUUUUGAAGCUGCUCCAUUCAAGUUGACUUUAGAAUAUGUUGAACUAUUAGGUGGUCUUGAAGGUGCAGCAUUCCAAAAAUUUAAAGAAUUAACUAAGGAUUCAUUUAAGGCUUUAAGAAAGAAUGCUGAUUAUUUGAUAACAAUGGUUGAGCUGAUGCAAAAAGAAAGUAAUUUACCUUGUUUCAAAGCUGGUCCACAAACAAGUGUUCAAUUCAAACAAAGAUUUCAAUUACAUCUUUCAGAAACUGAAUGUGAUGCAUUCGUUGAGAAUUAUUUGAUAGGAAAAAGUAUUGGUAGUAUUUACACAAGGUUAUAUGAUCAAUUUCAAUUGCUGACCCAAGGUAUUUAUAGUUGA